Messenger RNA from Dreissena polymorpha, 10690 nucleotides. RefSeq lists its product as uncharacterized. Bases 325 to 3129 code for a protein of 934 amino acids. The record is from RefSeq and is a predicted model, not a curated record. Gene Ontology annotation, biological process: negative regulation of gene expression. The transcript has 14 exons. Lineage: Eukaryota; Metazoa; Mollusca; Bivalvia; Myida; Dreissenidae. Gene Ontology annotation, cellular component: nucleus; cytoplasm. Gene Ontology annotation, molecular function: transcription corepressor activity.
CACCGACAUAUUUUGAAAUCGAAAGAUACCACUCUAUUUAAAAUGGAAACACCAUAACACGAGUGUGGAAUUUGUUUUAACGACUUGGUGUUUGGAUUCUGUGAAGAUUGCAGUUUUCGUCUGUGCGAAAAAUGUUUUUCUAACCACAAAAGAGUCACUAUAUUUAUUGACCAUACAAUUUUUCCCUUCGAUAAAUCAACCCAAUCUGCAAAUAUCUCAGUAGACAGGAAAACCGACAUUCACAAACAAAAAUGUUCCAUUCAUUUGACUGACGCCAAUUCUUUUUAUUGUGUAAAAGAUGACGCAACGAUUUGCGGUCGCUGCAUGCAUGCAAAUCACAAGGCGUGUCUUGAUGACAUUAUCGACCUUAACAAUGUUAAGCAUGAUGAAUAUGGGACGACUGAACUCACAAACACACUCAAACAACUAGAAGAAGAGAUCAGCGGGAUAGACAGACGUGUUGCCGAAAACUUAAAAUUGAAUGAUGAAUGCAAGGAAACAUGCUUGAAAGACAUAACGGAAUACACAAAGAAAUUGCAUGAUAGACUUGAUCUACUUAGAGAAAAAGCGGUACAAAAUGUAAACGUGAAACACACACACAAUGACACUAAUAUUCGAACAGUUGAAAAUUUGUGCAAAGAAGCCAAAGAACGCGUCAUGAAAAAAUCCGAUUUAAUAUACGACCUGUUACAUAAAAAACACGAACGCCAUCUUUUUGUCGUAUCGAAACGCUUGGGUAAAGAGGUGGAUGAAAUAAAAACAAUUAUUCGACAGUCGAAUUUGGAAAAUAAUAUUACAAAGUUCAGUUUCCUUCCUAACAGAACUAUAGAGUGUACAUUCCAAAACGACUUCAAUGACAUAGGACAACUUCAUGAAACAUGUGACGGCAGUGACGAGGUUGUUGAAGAUUUUCCUGAAAUAUUUUAUGAGUCAAAUGAUACGAUAGUUGACGCAGAUUUUGCACUUCCGCAAGUCACUGUCUCAGUCUCAGUGGAUAAUAUAGCCAACAAGGAUGACUUAAUUCAGCAGCUGAAGGCUGAUCUGGCCUCCAUACACACGCAACAGAAAAAGACUACAGAAAAGAAACUCGAGAACGAACCAAAAACUAAAUGGGAUAUUCCCGUAGUUAUUGAAAUGCAUGACAAAAUGCCAAGCCCCUCAGUUUCCCAAGUAGAAGGAAAUGAAGAAAUUGAUGUGACUCCCUCAAAGGACACACACACAUCAACUUAUCAGAACCAACUUGAAGCACCUGUUCAAGAAAGUAUACCAAGAGAUGUGACUUUUAAUCCUAGUUCUUCACUAGAAACAGGCAUGGAGUCCAAUAUAGUGAUUGUAGAUGGAAUUAAACCAAAUACAACAGAACGUGAUCUAAGAGACAGUUUGAAAAGUCUACUAGUGGAAAAUCCAUCACAAUUGGUUUUUUGUGAACGGAGAUCAGAGGCUCUUCUCGUUUUCUCAGAUGUCAAAGUUGCUGAAUCUAUGUUGGGUAGAAAGGUCAACCGAUUUACAUUCAAGAAACAUCCAAAAGUGGACCAUUAUAAUUGUUUUUAUUGCAUAAGUGGAAAGGAAUAUGAACAACUCAAAGAAUCAGGAAUGCUAGAGUUCAUUUGUUACAAACGAUUAACGGAGCCAUAUUUUCGCUUUUCAAUAAAUGAUACACAAGGAACUUUGGCUGUGAUUUCACAAACGCUAUAUGGAGUACAUUAUGUAAAGGAGAUUGUUAGUGAAUUCGUGUGGAGAUCCUAUGGAAACGUUAGCGAACUGAAGUAUGAGUUUUUGAAUGCUAAGUUUGCUGCUGAUAUAUGUGGUCCAGGCAACACAGACGGCGAAAUUGUAUAUGUGAAUUGCAAUAUAAAACUUGUUUGUCGGAGAAGUGAUUUAGACAAGCACGACAAAAACAUUCGAAAAUUGCUAAGCUAUGAAGGUGAGAAAGAAAUCCCAUUAGGUAAUGGUGAAUUGGACAAAGCAGCUGACUGGUGCUCAAAAUUUGAGAAAGAAUGUUUUCCUUGUGCAUUUGUUAAAAAGUGGAAUAAAUUGGUGGUUAUGUUUGAAGUAUGGGAAGAUAUCAAAAAGGUUAACUUAACACUUUCAAAGCUCCGUAAUGAGCCAAAGCUUGUAAGUCAGAGCCGCCAUCUUGUUGCAAAUACAACUGAAGCAUCCGGUAACUCUUCUUUAACACAGUCAAUGCAUGUUUCUGGCUUGCCAUUCCCAAUUAACAAGAACAUGUACAAAACACUGUCUGGAAUAUUAGUUCAUGUUUACCAAGCUGACAUUUGUAGCUUGAAUGUGGAUUGCAUUGUGAAUGCUGCAAAUUCAAUGCUCUUGCACGGUGAUGGAGUGGCUGCAGUUAUACAAAAAAAGGCUGGUGAUGAUUUGAAAAAUGAAGGUGAUAAAUACAUAAGACGUAAUGGAGAAAUAAAAGAUGGCAAUGUUGUUGAAACAUGUGCAGGGAGACUUCCAUACAAAUAUGUAUUGCACGCUGUGGGACCCAGAUGGUCAGACUAUGACACAAGAUCAAGGAAAGGUCGUGGCGAUUGCCGUGCAGCUCUUCAGAAUGCGGUGUUCAACAGUUUUCUGAAAGCCAGAGAACUUCGAUUGAAAUCUGUUGCAUUACCGGCAAUCAGUUCCGCAAUUUUUGGAGUUCCAUUGGAAAUAUGCACUGAAGAGUAUGUACAGGCAGUAUUGAUGUACAGUGGAGUAGGUGCUGAGUCUUCAUUGAGGGAGAUACACUUUGUUGAUAUUCUCCCUGAGGUUGUUACACAAAUUCAGAAAAGGUUCGAUGAAUAUGUAAAAAAAGGGGAUCUAUCGAAUGCAGAUCAGUUUGAAACUUCCUCACUACGUAAUAGAAAGACCAACGUAAAACCUAACGCGACUAGUGAAUCGGGGUUUCACACAGAAACAACAACCACCAAAAUUUCAGAGCAAAAAUUGCAUGACCAAGCACCAUGUGUAAUUUGUAUGGAUGACUUUACAAAUCCCAAGAAACUUGCCUGUGGUCACAUAUUCUGUACAGAUUGCAUAAACCAAUGUUUUGAUACAAAACAAGUGUGUCCCACCUGUGGGCAAAUCUGCGGAAUAAUUAAAGGUGAUCAGCCGCCAGGAACGAUGACCAUAAUACGUGAAAAAUAGGAGUCUUGUGUCGGCUAUGAACAUGUCGGGCGAUUAUGUAUAGCCUACAGUUUUAACUCUGGAACACAGACGGCAAAUCAUCCAGAACCUGGUAAAUGGUUCAAAGGAAUAAACAGGCGUGCAUUCCUUCCUGAUAAUAAGGAGGGUGCAGAUGUGUGCAGAAUGUUGAAAGUGGCUUUUCAAAGAAAGCUUGUCUUCACUAUUGGGAGUUUACGAACAACCGGAGAAGAAGGUGUGAUCACAUGGAACGACAUUCAUCACAAGACUUAUCACAGACCAAACCAACAAUUCGGCUACCCCGAUCCAUCAUACCUGGAACGAGUGACUGAUGAGCUGAAAGCCAAGGGAGUUACACUUGCCGAUAUCGAUCCAAAGGAUAGAUUGGAAGGCACUGUGUAUUGUAUGUAGAAUUUGACGCUGUUUAUAAUUGAAGAUGCAGUACCGUGUUAGGUCUAAUUACAUUUUUGAAUUAUUGUGCUUACUUUUUUAAUUUUUGUUGGAAUGAUAGUAAUGUUGAAUUAUUUAUUGGGAAAUUAUGUUAUAUAUAUUCUGUAAUAUGUUGAAAAGUGGGGUUUAAUUAAAUUAAUUUCAGUAAUUGUAAUUGUUAUUGACUUAUAUUCACCAACGUGACAUUUCAGACGAAGUAUUUUCUUUUAAUUGUUAAUGGUGUGUUAGUUUGGCAAGUGGUUGUUUCUUUUGUGUUUUACACAUGUGUACUGGAUUGCAUUAACUUAUGAAAUACGUUCACCUUUUUUUCACCUUACCCUACAGUUAGCCUACUGAACUUAUAGCAACUAGCAUAGAUAGAGAAUAUUAUGUGAGUUUUGGAUAAAGAUCAAGUUUAUCAUGCGAGGCUUAGAACCGAUGUAGCGCGAGGCUUGCCGAGCGCUAACAUGGUUCGUGCCGAUCAUGAUAAACUUGAUCUUUAUCCAAAACUCACAUAAUAUUCUAUUUAUCCUAUUAUUUCUUCACAAUUUUCCAUUAAUAACUGUCAAAUAUGGCAUUUUUUGACGAUUUAGUUUUUCCGUAGUUGACAAAAAAGAUUCUCCAAUUUUUGGAAAAACCCAAAUCUGAUCUAACAAUAGCGAUAGUAUAAAGCUCAUGUUUAUACGAUCGUUGUUAUACUAUCGAUUUUCAUCUAGGACUAGGAUAAAUAACUAUAUUAAUCAGGCAAAAAUUGGCUAUUUUAUUAAAUGUUGACUUUGUAUAAUCAAUGAUAGGAAGAUAUUGAUACAUUGACCAUUCAAGAAUAUGUGCAUCAAAGCAUCAUCAAAUAUAAUAUACCUUAAAUGAAUACAUAAUUGUCAUAUUUACCAGUUGUUAUGUUUAAAGUAUAAACAUGUUGCUACACUCUUAUAUCUAUAUAUUGUAUGCAUAUAUUUUUUUAUGUAUACAAAUCAGUUGUUCUUGUGUUCAGAAGAAGGUAUAUAUACACAUGUUGCCUAUUAUUUACAUUUCAAAACAAUGAAGCAUGUUUAAAUAGUCAGCUCUUUCUUCUUGAUUAAGACGACAUUAAUGGUAAUGAGUUUAGUCAGACUGUGGUUUACAGAACCUGUGGUAUCCGAUGUAGUUUGUCACCAUUUGCUUGACAAUCAACUUUAUGUAUUAUUAUAUACAGUUGGGUUGAUUGCAGUGCAUAAUUUAUGAAUACUUAAUGUUUCAAAGUAGCUGGUCAACAUCGGAAAGUUAUUCCAUUCUGUUUUAUGUCGGCUAUGAUUGAGUAAAUUGAUUUCUAAAAAAUAUACUUCUUAAAACUGCACAACUGAACUCAUGUCUACAUUGUGUUUAUUUAUGCUAUUGUCUGUUUGAAGUAUUGUUAUGUUUAUUUGAUGUGAUUUAUUAUAUAUAAUUUUAAAGUAUUGUAAACUGCUUUUGACACUAAUGAACUACUUCUUUAGCUUUUAUCGAAAUAUUAAGAAUAUAGGACACAUUCACAAAACUUUAAUUGAAUAUAAAUAAUAAAGAGUGUUAUAUACUUGUAAUUUCAACUGAUUGCCUAAGUCAAAGUUUUUUACAGUCAUUGUUCUUAUUUAAAUAUGUCGGCAAUUAUACAAUGUUGCAGCGUUUGUAUUGUACCUUAGUCAUGGGUAUUCCAGAACAUGCAUGGUAUUGUGGAACAAAUGAACAACAAAUAAUCUAGUACCUCUCUUAUCUAAUAGGCGUCAUUGGUAAUUCUGUAUGACGGUUUAGUUUGUGAACUUAAGUGUAAUAUUAGGUUUAGAUAUUUAUUUAUUUGUUCUUCGUUUUUUUUAAAUUAAUGUUUAAGGUUGAUUUCGUAUGGUAAAUAAUGAGAAGCCUAUUUAUCAAGUUUAAACAUGGAAACAAAAACCGUAUUGAAACAAAUGUAUCCGUAACAAAUAUCUUCUUAUAAUUGAGCUGUUAGGCUGUUUUACUUGUUGACAUGUAUCCUAUAAGUUUCAUAAAUUCAGUCGGUCUAUUAGUUGUUUUGUAGACCAUUUUUGUUUCUGCUACGUACCUCAAAUAUUUCUUCACUUAAUUUCCACUUAACCAACAAAUAUGGGUAUCAUCUCUGCUAAAUUCUGACUGGUUGCAUAUUGAAUUUAAUUACGAGUUCGUGAGUCUAGUAAGAUAAGAAUGCUGAGACACACUCCCGGUCCAGAAAUAAAGCAACCACAGGUGCGGACAGACAUAAUAAACUUUGAAAUACACAUACACGCAAAAGUCUCGCAUUAACCAUCAAAGUACCCAAGCCGUUUUGGAGUUUAGCUAACCUUACCAUAUCUUGCUAAUUGCGAACUAUCGUCCACAUUUACAUUUUUAACACUGUAGAGGCCAAAUUUAUUGUCCGAUCUUGAGGAAUCUUUGUCAGAACAUAUUUCCAAAUGUUAUCUUGACUCUGUUAAAAACUGGGUCAUGUGAGGUCAAAAACUAUGUCUCUUGGUUAAAUUAAAGAAAAAAGUUGUUAAUACUAUGUGUCGCAUGUAUACUCCAUUUGUCAUUAAACGUGGUGUGAACAUUUGUGAUAAUGAUAUCACAAUUAAGUUUUAAAAUGGUUCCGGUUCGUUUAUAAUAGGCGGCAAAGGCACGGGGCAGUUUUUUUACUUGGCUAUAGUAAAACCUUUUUACGCCCUGGGAUCGAAUGAUCGGUGGUAUAUUGUUUUUGGUCUGUCUGUCAUUCAUUAAUUCAUUCAUUCAUUCAUUCAUUCAUCCAUUCAUUCAUUGUGUAUGUCCCAAAACUUUAACCUUGGUCAUAACUUUUGCAAUAUUGAAGAUAGCAACUUGAUAUUUGGAAUGCAUUUGUAUCUCAUGAAGCUGCACAUUUUGAGUUAUGAAAGGUCAAGGUCAUCAUUCAAUGUCAAAUAUAUGGCUUCAAAGCGGCGAAAUAGGGGGAAUUGUGUUUCUUACAAACACAUCUCUUGUUAACACUAGGCAUUACAGUUAAAGUCCAAUAUUUUUUAAUCUUCUUCAGAGCAUAUGUUUUCAUUAUAUCUCAGUUGAGUUCGGAAAUGGUUCCGGUUUGUAAAAUAAACAUGGCUUCCAGGGGGCACGCUAGUUAGCUCGGCUGUUUUCGGAGAAAACCCGAGGUAUUGUCAUAGCCAGCUCAUCUUCCGGCGUCGUACUAAAGCCGUUACAUUAUGUUUACCUUUUGAACAUUGGCUCUAAAAUCAAACUGCUUCCACCUACAACUUUGAAACUUCAUAUGUACAUGCACCUUGAUGAGUUCUACACGCCACACCCAUUUUUGGGUCACUAGGUCAAAGGUUAAGGUAAAUGCGACACCUAAAAAAAAAUCUGUCAAGCUUUCAUUUGUUCAAAACUGCACCCGCAGCCGAGCGUUGACACCCGUUAUGCGGUGCUCUUGUUUUUCUUCUAUGGUCAUACUAAAACCUGUUAAAUACUCAUGGGCAUAUUUAAUGCCCAAGCUGCAUGAAACUUGGUCAGAGCAUUGUCGUAAUUAUAUCUCGGCUUAGUUAUAAAAUGUGUUUGAUUCAUUGAAAAAUAAAGCAACCAGGGGGCUAUAUUACAACCUUUUUUAACACUCUAGAAGUCACGUGUUUGUUCAAAUCUUCAUUGAACUUCGUCAGAACAUUUGUUCUUAUAAUAUCUGGGCCGAGUGCACAACUUAAUUACUGUGUAUACUUAUGUAGAAAAACAUGGUCGCCAUUGCGUUUGGUAUUGUUUCUUAACAAGAUUCUGAAAUCUUGUUAACAGUAUCGAAGUCACAUGUUAAGAGAUAAUUAAAAUUUUGUCGGAACAUUCAUCCGCAUUAUAACCGGCCAAGUUUGCAACUGGGCCAUGUGACGUUAAAAGUAAGUUACUGAGUCAAAAUAAAGAAAGAGCUUGAAUUCUUAGUCUUAUUCAAAUUCAUGAAACUUGUUCAGAACACUCGUUGAAAAUAAAUAGUUACCUAGAAAUUAAAUAUUUAUGGUUCAUUAAAUAUUUAUAUUUUAUUAAUUAAGUACCUAUAUUUUUCUGAAAACCUCCUCAUAAUAGUUUUGUUCGUUGAGGUUUCAAGAGAGCGUUUUAUGGCCCAUUGUCGUCUUAUUUUCUUUUUGCUAUGAUUUAUCUGGAAGUGGUUGCUGUUCAUCAAUGACAGUCUCGAAAUUAAAAUAGCUGUAAAUCUGUAGCUGGACACCAUCAAAUAUUGUAGCACCCAUGUAUGUUGGAUACAAGUUUGCAUAAUCGUUUCGUCAUGCCAUUUAACGAAUAAGUUCUGUAAUUAUGACAAUUAUAAGAACUCGAGACAAUACAUAGCGAUAUGCGGUGUAUAAGUGCAUUUGUCACUUCUGUAAAAUGUUUAAAGAGGCCUUUUCACGUUUGGGUAAAUUGACAAAAUUGAAAAAGUUGUUUCAGAUUCGUAAAUUUUCGUUUUAUUUAUUAUAUUUGUGGGGGAAACAGUAAUACUGGACAUUUACCAUGUUCUAAAAUAGCCAUUGUAUGCAUCUUUUGACAAUUUAAAAACCCGACAAUUAUAAAGCGUUGCAACGCGAAACGAAUUAAUAAUUUGGAGCGUUCUGUUGUUGUCGUUAUAUUUUGUGAAACUAUUAGGAUUGCUUAUAUGUAGUAUAACAUACAUUUAGCAUUGUAUUCGGAAGGAUGGCCGAGUGGUCUUAGUGGUAGACUUUUUACUCCAGGACUUCAGGGGUCAGUGGUUCGAAUCCUGCUGAGGGUUACCUUUUUAGCUCACCUGAGCACAACGUGCUCAUGGUGAGCUUUUGUGAUCGCUGUUUGUCCGUCGUCCGUCGUUCGUCGUCAACAUUUUGCCUUGUGAACACUCUAGAGGCCACAUUUAGUGUCUGAUCUUCAUGAAAUUUUGUCAGAACAUUUGUCCCAUUGAUACCAUGACUGAGUUCGAAACUGGGUCAAAAACUAGGUCACUAUGUCAAAAAAAAGAGAAAAACCUUGUGAACACUGUAGAAGUCACAUUUGAUGCACAAUCUUCAUUUAACUUUGUCAAAAUGUUUGUCUAAAUGAUAUGUUUGUUGAGUCAAAAAUGGUUCCGGUCCCUUGAAAAACAGGGCCGCCAGGGGGCGGGGAAGUAUUCAUUAUAUGGCUAUAGAGAAACCUUGUGAACACUCUAGAAGUCACAAUUUUUGCCCAAUCAUCAUGAAACUUGGUCAAACAUUUGUUUCAUUGAUAUCUCGGACGAGUUCGAAAAUGGUCCAGAUCGGUGAAAAAACAUUGCCGCCAGGGGGCAGGGCAGUUUUCUCUAUAUGUAUAUAGUGAAAACAUGUGAACACUCUAGAUGUCACAUUUUUGGUCCAAUCUUAAUGAAAUUUGGUUAGAACAUGUUUUUUUCUUGAUAUGACGGUUGAGUUCGAAAAUGGUUUGGAUCGGUAAAAAAACAUGGCCGCUAGGGGGGGUCAUUUUCCUUAUAUUUAUAUAGUUAAAAAUGCUUGUGAACACCCUAGAAAUCACAUAUUUUUCCUAAUCAUCAUUUUUUUUUCUUAACAUCGAUUUUAUAGACAUCUCGGAAGAGUUCGAAAACGGUCAUGAUGGGUGGAAAAACAUGACCUCCAGGGGGUGGGGCAGUUUUCUCAAUAUGUAUAUUAUGAAAACAUGUGAACAGUUUAGAAGACACAUUUUUUGCCCAAUCUUCAUGAAAUUCGGUCAGAACAUUUGUUUCCUGGAUACGACACUUGAGUUCGAAAAUGGUUUGGAUCUGCAAAAAAACAUGGCCGCCAGUGGGGGGGGGUCUUAUUCCUUAUAUUUAUAUGGUAAAAAAGCUUGUGAAUACUCUAGAAGACACAUUUUUUGCCUAAUCAUCAUGAAAUUUUGUCAAAACAUUAGUUAUGUAGAUGUCUCGGACGAGUUUCAAAAUCGUCGUGAUCAGUGGAAAAAAAUGGCUGCCAGGGGGUGGGGCAGUUUCCUUUAUAUGUAUUGUAAUGCCUGCCUUGUAAUUGUUUACUUUGUUUUUAUUCUUGCAAUAAUAAUUCUUUAAAUUACAAUUUUUAAUAACUUUUAAUUCAUUAAUCAUAGUUAAUAACUUAUCAAUUCAUUAAUGAUAGAUCAGGUAUAUUUUUAUUGAAUGAUAGUUCUUAAGAAAUGAAAUAAAUGCUUUAAACUCUCUCAAAGUAUGAAAAGUUUACAUCAGUGGUCAGUGCUGCAUCUCUUCUGACCAGUGCUGCUUAUCUUUACCUGGAUACUAAGAAUAGCAGUGCUCUCAUUUGAUUGGAUGUUUACCUAGGCUAAACAUCUGGGUAUACAAGUGAAAGACUAAUGUUAGACCCCCUGGCUCUAAGUUGGAAGAGUUAGUCCACUAGUUGAAAGUUUGGGGUUAGUGAAUUACUAAUCUGCCAGACCUGUUUAGUGUAGCAACUGUUAGUUUUAUCAUGGAUGUGAGUUCAAUGUUCUAAGUUGAAAUUUCACUUAGUAAAAGUGACUUAGUCUUAUUUUUCUCUAAAUGAAAAUAUUGAAUUAGUGAUUUACUGUGUUUCACUAACUGGGCAGGUUAAGUUAGUGGAGUUAGUUUUUUUUAACUUUUAACUCAGUGCAAUUAUUAACUAAGUGAUAACUAAGGCAAAGUGACUAAGUAUUUUUUCUCUAAGUGAAAAUAUUGAGUUAGUGAUUUAAUAAAGAACAGGACUUACUGAAUUUAUGCAACCACAAGUUAGUGUUUUUAAUAAGUGAUGAGUGAACAUAGUGGAUUUAUUAAAUGACAUAUCUCAGCUAGUCUUUUAAUUAAAGUGAUUUAGUGUGUUGUGAUUAACGCAAGUUGUAAGUGAUUAAUCAAAGCCGAAGAAAUGGAUUUAAACUUUUUCUUUAAGUGUCUUACAUUAGACUUAAGUGAAUAAUACAAUGAAAGUGAGUUCUAAAUUAUUUGUUUAGUGAAAGUGAAGUUUGUGAGUGAAUUCAAUAAUAGUGAUUAUGGGUGUUUGUUUAUCCUUGUGCUUUAUACAGGCAUUUGCCACAUACUGAACACAAACUGUUGACCAAGUUUAGACAUGAAAUUGUAUAAUUGUUUUCGAAACCUUGUUUUAACUAUGAUUAACUUUUGAAAGUUUAUGAACUGUAUUUCUAUAUGAAUUGUUUGUAUUGUUUGCAUUAUUGCUUAAGUAUAAAUGAUGAAUGUUUGGAAAGAAUAAAAAUAGUUUAGUCA